UUUCUCUCUAAGGGUCAAGUAUCUGUCUUUGGGUCCUGAGUUCCAUUUCCACAUUUAUUUGCUGUAUGACCUUGGGCAAAUAUCUUUACAUUUCUGUAAAAUGGGAAUAAGAGCAUCUAUGUCAAAAGGGUCUAGUGGGGUUAAAUGAGUUGACACUUGGGACAGAGUGCCUGCACAUUAUUAGUGCCCAUAUCCUGAUGGCUCUCUUUAAAAUGCUAUGAAAAUCACAAGGUUCUGAUUAUCUAAUAAUUAUAGCUGGCACUUAUAAAAAGCUGACGAAUGUCAGCCCCUGUUCUAGAAACAUUAAUUUAUUUGAUCCCACAACUCCCUAUAAAGUUUGUACUAUUUUACUCCCUCUUUUACACACGAGGAAACUGAGGCCCAGAGAGGUUGAGUGGCUUGCUUAAGGUUGCCCAGCCAGGAAGAGCUGGCUUCAAUCAUAGCCAGCCACUGAUCUUCCUAUUACAAUGUGCAACCCCUGAUUGGGGAUGGAGGUCAAGUUCAUAUUUGUACCCUUUGCCCUUCAUGUACAGCCAGUGAGGGCCAUAGCAUUGCCCCUGGGGUGCCUGGGCUUGAUUCUUUCUGGUGUUAUGUCUGUCUCUGUCCCUCCUCCCCUAUUGUCCCCUCCUUCCUCCUGCCACCACCCAACUCAGACUUCCUCCUUCACUGAGUUGGCCACAUCCCUCUGGCCCUUGGAUUGUAGUAUCCAGCAGUGUCACCUGCAUCAUGGGGGGCCUUGGACCCUCCAACAGGCUCCUGCUCCUGCCUCUCCUUCUGACUGUGGGAGGUCUCAGCCGUGUCCAGGCCCAGACCACGAGUGAAUGCAACUGCUCAGCAGUGAGCCCUGGUGUGCUGGCGGGUAUCGUGCUGGGGGACCUGGUGCUUACCCUCCUCAUCGCCCUGGCUGUGUACUCUCUGGGCCGGCUGGUUCCUCGAGGGCAAGGGGCUGUGGAGGUGGCCCGGAAGCAGCACAUCACUGAGACAGAGUCGCCUUAUCAGGAGCUCCAAGGUCAGAGGUCAGAUGUCUACAGUGACCUCAACACACAGAGGCAGUAUUACAAAUGAGCCCAAACUAUGGCAGUCAACAACGUGAUGCCUGGAUCCAGUCAUCCCUGAUAGCUACCCAGCACCCUAUUCCUACUCCGACCAAGAUACAGAUCUACAGAGUGCCCUCUCUGAAAUAUCCCACUUUCCCACACCGCUGCCCCCAAAUAAACAUGGAGCACAAAA
Messenger RNA from Pteronotus mesoamericanus, 1230 nucleotides. RefSeq names its product transmembrane immune signaling adaptor TYROBP (gene TYROBP). The transcript is spliced from 5 exons. Gene Ontology annotation, biological process: neutrophil activation involved in immune response; positive regulation of macrophage fusion; positive regulation of microglial cell mediated cytotoxicity. Lineage: Eukaryota; Metazoa; Chordata; Mammalia; Chiroptera; Mormoopidae. Gene Ontology annotation, molecular function: signaling receptor binding. Gene Ontology annotation, cellular component: cell surface. The record is from RefSeq and is a predicted model, not a curated record. Bases 727 to 1065 code for a protein of 112 amino acids.